Artibeus jamaicensis (Jamaican fruit-eating bat) is the source of this 1305-nucleotide messenger RNA. RefSeq names its product formin-2-like. NCBI's taxonomy places the organism in Eukaryota, Metazoa, Chordata, Mammalia, Chiroptera, Phyllostomidae. Bases 1 to 1305 code for a protein of 434 amino acids. The transcript is spliced from 2 exons. The record is from RefSeq and is a predicted model, not a curated record.
AUGCCCCAAGGCUUCACCCUGCAGAGGAGGCCUGGCCCCUCCCACCUGCCACAGGCCCAGGUGGACCACAAGCUCCGCCCACCUGCAGGUGUGGGGGAGCCGCAGAGCCACCUUCCACCCACUGGGGGUGGUGCACUGAGGCUGCCGUCACCGGUGGAGGCGGGGCGGAGGCCCCGCCCACCUGUGCCGGUGGCGGAGGGGGAACUCCUCCAACCCACUGGGGUUGGGGUGCCGAGGCCCCAGGCCCAGGAGGAGCGCAGAAUCCGCUCACCUGUGAAGGUGGCAGAGGCGGGACUCCCCCCACCGACUGGGGCCUGGGUUCCCAGGCCACAGGCCCAGGUGGACCACAAGCUCCGCCCACCUGCAGGUGUGGGGGAGCCGCAGAGCCACCCUCCACCCACUGGGGGUGGUGCACUGAGGCUGCCGUCACUGGUGGAGGCGGGGCGGAGGCCCCGCCCACCUGUGCCGGUGGCGGAGGGGGAACUCCUCCAACCCACUGGGGUUGGGGUGCCGAGGCCCCAGGCCCAGGAGGAGCGCAGAAUCCGCUCACCUGUGAAGGUGGCAGAGGCGGGACUCCCCCGACCGACUGGGGCCUGGGUUCCCAAACUACAGGUCCCGGCUGACCACAAGCUCCGCCCACCUGCAGGUGUGGGGGCGCCGCAGAGCCACCCUCCACCCACUGGGGGUGGUGCACUGAGGCUGCCGUCACUGGUGGAGGCGGGGCGGAGGCCCCGCCCACCUGUGCCGGUGGCGGAGGGGGAAGUCCUCCAACCCACUGGGGUUGGGGUGCCGAGGCCCCAGGCCCAGGAGGAGCGCAGAAUCCGCUCACCUGUGAAGGUGGCAGGGGCGGGACUCCCCCGACCGACUGGGGCCUGGGUUCCCAGGCUACAGGUCCCGGCUGACCAUAAGCUCCGCCCACCUGCAGGUGUGGGGGCGCCGCAGAGCCGCCCUCCAUCCACUGGGGGUGGUGCACUGAGGCUGCCGUCACUGGUGGAGGCGGGGCGGAGGCCCCGCCCACCUGUGCCGGUGGCGGAGGGGGAACUCCUCCAACCCACUGGGGUUGGGGUGCCGAGGCCCCAGGCCCAGGAGGAGUGCAGAAUCCGCUCAUCUGUGAAGGUGGCAGAGGCAGCACUCCUCCGACGGACUGGGGCCUGGGUUCCCAGGCUACAGGCCCCGGCUGACCACAAGCUCCACCCCCCUGCAGGUGUGGGGGCGCUGCAGAGCCACCCUCCACCCACUGGGGGUGGUGCACUGAGGCUGUGGUCACCAGUGCAGGUGGAGAACAGUCGCCGCCCACCUGUGUAG